UGGGAAAUGUGGUUCGGCCGUGGGUACACGAGGUCAGUCCCGCGAUAACCUCAGGGCUGGAGGCAGAUUCCAAGCUAAGGAACGGUUUGGGGCAGUGUCGUUCCCGGAGGUCGGCGGCCGUUACCUGCUCACCAGCUACGCGGCGCGUCAGGUCCGCGGAGACGCGAGCUCCGGGCGCCUGCGGGGACGGUGAGGCCCUGCUGAGGACUCCGGACACUGCCCAUCUGUAAGAUAAGAGCCUGGAAAGGGGACUCUAUUGGCUAUUGGAAAUUGCAGAAUAAUGGCCCAGGUGACAUUUAGUGAUGUGGCUAUAGACUUCUCUCAUGAAGAGUGGGCAUGGCUCGAUUCUGCUCAGAGGGACUUAUACAAGGAUGUGAUGGUCCAGAAUUAUGAGAACCUGGUCUCUGUAGCAGGUCUUUCCGUAACUAAGCCAUAUGUGAUCAUGUUAUUGGAGGAUGGAAAAGAGCCCUGGAUGGUGGAGAAAAAACUGUCAAAAGGUGUGAUUCCAGAUUGGGAAUCAAGAUGGGAAAACAAGGAAUUAUCAACAAAGAAGGAUAUUUACAAUGAAGAUUCACCCCAAACAGUAACAAUAGAAAAAGUUGUAAAACGACGUUUUGAAUUCUCAAAUUCUAAUAAGAAUUUGGAAUAUAUAGAAUGCAACAAAUUUAGAAGCACCUUUCAUUCAAAGUCUACUCUUUCUGAACCACAAAACAAUUCUGCUGAAGGGAAUUCACACAAAUAUGAUAUAUUAAAGAAGAAUGUAUCAAAAAAGUCAGUUAUAAAAAAUGAGAGAAUCAAUGGUGGAAAGAAGCUUUUGAAUUCUAAUAAAAGUGGGGCAGCCUUCAACCAGAGCAAAUCUCUUAUCCUUCCCCAGACUUGUAAUAGAGCUAAAAUCUAUACAUGCAGUGAAUGUGGGAAAGCCUUUGGCAAACAGUCAAUCCUCAAUCGCCAUUGGAGAAUUCAUACAGGAGAGAAGCCGUAUGAAUGUCGUGAAUGUGGGAAGACUUUUAGCCAUGGCUCAUCCCUUACACGGCAUCAGAUAAGUCAUAGUGGAGAGAAACCUUACAAAUGUGUUGAAUGUGGGAAGGCCUUUAGCCAUGGCUCAUCACUUACUAACCAUCAGAGCACUCACACUGGAGAGAAACCAUAUGAAUGUAUGAACUGUGGAAAGUCUUUUAGUCGUGUGUCCCUUCUCAUUCAGCAUCUAAGAAUUCAUACGCAAGAAAAACGCUAUGAGUGUCGUAUAUGUGGAAAGGCCUUCAUUCAUAGUUCAUCUCUCAUUCAUCAUCAGAAAAGCCAUACUGGAGAGAAACCUUAUGAAUGUAGAGAAUGUGGGAAAGCUUUCUGCUGUAGCUCACACCUUACUCAACAUCAAAGAAUUCACAGUAUAAAGAAAAAGUUUGAAUGCAACAAAUGUCUCAAAGUCUUUAGUAGCCUGUCAUUUCUUGUUCAACAUCAGAGUAUUCAUACUGAAGAAAAUCCUUUUGAAGUUUAGAAAUGCAGGAAAUCCUUCAACCAGCUUGAAUCACUGAAUAUGCAUUUGAGAAAUCACAUUAGAUUGAAACCCUAUGAAUGCAGUAUAUGUGGGAAAACCUUCAGUCAUAGGUCAUCCCUGCUUCAACAUCACAAUUCAUACUGGAGAGAAACCUUACGAAUGUAUUAAAUGUAGGAAGACCUUCAGCUGUAGUUCAAACCUUAUUGAACUGCAUCAAUAAAUUUCACUAUAAUCAGUUCAUACAGAGUUUAUACAUCAGAAUUCAUACUGGAGAAAAGCCAUAUAAAUGUAAUGAGUGUGGAAAAGCUUUUAGCAAAGGCUCAAAUCUUACUGCCCAUCAAAGAGUACAUAAUGGAGAGAAACCCAAUAAUAUGGUAAGUGUGGAAAAGCCUUUAGAUCAUAUGAAUCACUAUACAUGUGAGAAAUCUUACAGAAGAGAAACUAUUUGAAGCAGUGUUUAUCAUGGUAAACUUCAUAGAUCCUCCCUUAUUUAACAUCAGAAAAAAUUUAUACUGGCGAAAAGUUGUAUGAAUGUGGUGAAUAUGGGAGACUUUUAGCAAUGAUGCAGACAUUUUUAUUUAUCAGAGUUUAUACUGUAGAGAAAUCAUAUGAAGUCAAUAAAUGUGGGAAAGCCUUUGUCAGUAUUAAUCCCUUAAUUGACAUAAGUGUACUCACACUAGGAAAAAACUGUGUACAUGUAGCAAACGUGGGAAAGACUACAGGCAAUAGGAAUCUCCUACAAACUCCUACAGGAAAAAAGUUGUAUAAAUGUGGAAAAUUUAGAAAUUGAAGGAAUUCUUCAGUUCCAAGUGCAUCCCUUAUUCUACAGGAAAUAAACUGGAGAGAAAUCUCAUCAUGUAAGAGAUGUAGCAAAGUGUUCACUAAGAGUGUUUAUCUUGCUAGACAUCAGAAGAUGAAUGGUAGAGCAACCUGAAGGAUUUAGAAAUUACAUGUAAAUCUGCAGUGGUGCUAUUUGUAAACAGGAUUCUAUAGGAGAGCAAAUAAACAUAAGUAUGCCUUUCUUAGAGCAGUAGCUUGCAGUUUCAGUUGAGUUCUACUUAGAAAUUCUUUUUAGCUAGUGGGCAUGUGAAGAUAUUUAGUCACCCAGAGAAGCCAGUAAAUAUUAAAAUGUUAAAAAUUAAACCUGCAAAAGAAGUAAAAUGGUGUUAAUAAAAGUUUGGUAUCUAAUAAGAUCAUUUUGUAUAUCAUGAAGUCUUUCUCUGUGACUGUUUCUGGCAAAAAAAUUUCACUAGUCUUAAUAUAGUCUUUAGUGGGAGACUAGCAAACUUCGAGAAAAAUGGCCUGCUCUUUAUACUAAGAAUAGCAGUAUUUUGGUGAGGAUUAUUCAGAGUCCAUUUCCAGUAGGCUUAAUUAAAUACAUUUCAAGAAAAUUUACUGAGCAUCACUCAUGUGUAUUACACAGGGAUGGGAUGUAGGAGUCCAGUAGUUCUGAGCUCUAGUGGUGUGUCAAAAUCACUGGAAGGACUUGUUAAAGCACAGAUUGCUAAGCCUCAAUCCUAGAAUUCCUGUAUGAGUUGAUUUGAAUUUGCAUUUUUCAUACAUUCUUAGGGGCCACUAACACUGUCCAGAAUAUAAUAAUAAUGUUAUGAUGUCACUGACAACAUACUAUUUUCUCAGUCAUACCUAUUAACCAUUCCUUGAGUAUCUUCUGUGGACCUAAUAGAUAAGAAGCACUUCGUACUCUUUAAGAGCUCUGAGGUGUGUGUGUGUGUGUGUGUGUGUGAAGAGCGUUAAGCUUUGGAGUCUUGUUACCUGGGUUUAAAUCCAAGUUGCAUGUAUACUGGCUUUGUGUGACCUUGGACCAACUUCUUCACUGUCAUGCCUCAGUUUCUCCAUCUGUAAAAUGGUAAUAAAGCUAUUUCA
This is a messenger RNA of Chlorocebus sabaeus (green monkey), 3379 nucleotides long. It is a transcript of the gene ZNF302, whose product is annotated as zinc finger protein 302. Lineage: Eukaryota; Metazoa; Chordata; Mammalia; Primates; Cercopithecidae. Gene Ontology annotation, biological process: regulation of transcription by RNA polymerase II. The record is from RefSeq and is a predicted model, not a curated record. Gene Ontology annotation, molecular function: DNA-binding transcription factor activity, RNA polymerase II-specific; RNA polymerase II transcription regulatory region sequence-specific DNA binding. Gene Ontology annotation, cellular component: nucleus.